Synchiropus splendidus (mandarinfish) is the source of this 4070-nucleotide messenger RNA. Its product is annotated as E3 ubiquitin-protein ligase RNF19A. The record is from RefSeq and is a predicted model, not a curated record. Gene Ontology annotation, biological process: protein polyubiquitination; ubiquitin-dependent protein catabolic process; positive regulation of proteasomal ubiquitin-dependent protein catabolic process. NCBI's taxonomy places the organism in Eukaryota, Metazoa, Chordata, Actinopteri, Syngnathiformes, Callionymidae. The transcript is spliced from 12 exons. Gene Ontology annotation, cellular component: ubiquitin ligase complex; cytoplasm. Gene Ontology annotation, molecular function: ubiquitin protein ligase activity; ubiquitin conjugating enzyme binding; zinc ion binding. The coding region runs from base 1730 to 3643 and encodes 637 amino acids.
UAACUGGUAGAAAAGAUACGUACACUUGACUGGUUGUGGAUUCUGCUGUUUUUUUCUUGGCAUCUUCCAGUCAGCCUCACGCUGCUUCGAUAGCUCUUUUCACAGACGUCCGGAACCAUCGGCUCAGUCUUGGCUGUGAGAAUUAUCCUUGAAGAGUUCUGGGUUUCAAAUAAUAAAACGAAUAUAUGAAUAUAACUGAAGGCUUGGAACAUUAUUAUCAUAAACAAAUUAACAGACACGAUUUAAUAGUACUUAUUUGUCCACAAAUAUGAACAAAAAAAUGAAGCACCUUGGUGCUGAAAGGUCAAACACCCACACAUGUGGACGUCUUAAAAGAGGUUAUAGAUGAUGCUUUUACGACCAGACCAAACAAUUCACUCUUUCAGUCCAAGUCUUCUCACUGUGGCGAUACUCGGCCAGGGUCAAAGACCAGUCAAACUUUACAGCCACAAUCUCAUCUGAGACAGACUACUCGGUCUUGCAAUUCACUUUAUGAAGCUUUUAGUCACUGAAGAUAUGCAAAGAUCACUGCUCUCUGAAAGAGCUGUCAAAAACGAACAAAGAUAAAACCUACUUCGACUGUCUGAAUAUACUUCAACAGCCUCAGUUUAUCCGAUUGUUUUGGUGUAGCUCAAUGAGUGAUGCUUUGCUCAAUAAGGUAUUCGACUCCCAGAUGCAUCUUCCAAAACCGGGUAUAUCACAACAGCUGUAUUCACGCAGGACUUACUGAACACAAGCAAGGGUCAAAUGUUCCAUCCGACGUAGAACACAGGGGUUUCAGAAUACUAACGGUUUGCCUUAAACUAUCCGCCUCUUUUAGCAUAGUGGCUAACACGUUAGCUAUGUUAUUACUACACGGCGUGCCAGUUUUCGAGAAAGAGCGUCCGAGGAGACAGAAGUCAACGCAGGAGAUGACUGACCACAUGUACAAAGCAUAGCUGAAAGAAAAGGCGGAGGAUUCCAAACGACACAGCGGGCUCCUGAAUGACAACUGUCACGUUAGCCGCGUCCACCUCCUGCUAACUUACCUAAAAUGGGAUGUAAUUCCUGUCAGUGACUGUGGCGAGCGGUGUCUCCCAACCCUCCAUCGAGUCAGAGGUUGUGGCCCUUAACAAAACGACGACUGAAGCUCCGCCAUUUCCCGAGGCAGCGCCAGUGCUACUUCCGGUAGAGAACUUCAAAAUAAAAUUGGACUGCUGAAUUCGCUCAAAGGAGCUGCCGGGAAAGUGCGUCAUGCCAUUGGCUCCUUCAUUGCCAGGGAAGUAUCCCCCCUCAUCCUCCGUCUCCCUCCCUUCCUCCCUCCAACAUCCUUCCUGAGAGCAGUGUGGCGGUGGGCCACGGGGGUCUUCUGCGUCUCCUCCAGGGGGCGGAGCUAGACUCUGGUCCUACGCUGCAAAGAGAACGCGCCGCGCUGAGAGAUUCGGCGAGGGGAAACCAAAAACGAAGAAGCUUCACCUUCAAGUUUAAAGAAGACCUGCUUUAAAGAGGACAGCGAUCUGACCAGAUUUCUGGUUCUAAAGAGUCUAAAUUAGUGAUGUUGCCCUCCCACAGGAAUUCCCUCCUCCCCUUCACCCCUCGCUUCAUCACUCUCUCUCUUCCUCACUCCUCCGCCAGAGCAGCCAUCCAUCCCCAACAAGCGGAUCAGUGAGAGAUCAAUCAGCUCCUUCCUGAAACUUCCUGCUCAUGGUCCUUGGUCUGUCCUCCUCUGCUUCCACACUUGUUCCUCACCAUGAAGAGGCCCAAGCAGCAGACAGGGCCCCUGAGCUUCCUAAACUUCUUCACCCGAAAACCCAAAUCGGAGCCCCGUCCCGAGAAGCCCGCAGAAAGCCGAGCCAAGGAGGAGGUGGCCAUCACCUUGACUCCAAGCGAGAAUCCGCCGCAGGCAGCAGAAGAGGUUGGAGAAUCAGGAGUUUCUGGAACAGAAAGAGGAGAAGGAGGCGGUGCACCGGCAGCGGCCGAGUCGGUCCAGGAUUGCGCGGCUGCAGCUGAAUGUGUUGGCGGUGUCAGUAGCGGCUCCACUGGCCUGCUGUCCCUCUGUUCCUCCAGCCAGGAUCAGCUUUUGGAUGAACACAUGGAGGAGUGUCCGCUGUGCCUGCUGAGUCAGCCUCGGUGCCACUUCCCACGACUCACCUCCUGUUCCCACCGCACCUGCUCUGACUGCCUGAGACAGUACCUUCGCAUCGAGAUAUCGGAGAGCAGAGUAAGCAUCGCCUGCCCACAGUGUCACGAGACACUGUCGCCGCUGGAUGUUCAGACGAUCCUGGAUGACAAGGUGCUGCUGGAGCGCUUCGAGGAGUACCAGCUGAGACGUUUUCUGGCUUCAGAUCCAGACACUCGAUGGUGCCCUGCCCCUGACUGCAGUUAUGCCGUCAUUGCGUAUGGAUGUGCCGAGUGUCCCAAACUGAGCUGUGGUCGGGAGGGCUGUGACACCGAGUUCUGCUACCACUGUCGGCAACUCUGGCACCCCAACCAGACCUGCGAUCAGGCGCGGCGUCAGAGGGCCCGCCACACCUCCAGCAGCAACGACGCCUCCACGCUGUACGUCUUCAAUGAAGAACCAGGAGGAGAUGCAGAGGAGAUCAAGGCGUGUCCUCGCUGCGGCGCCUACAUCAUGAAGACCAACGACGGCAGCUGUAAUCGAAUGAACUGCACUGUGUGUGCCUGUCAGUUCUGCUGGCUGUGUAUGCAGGAGAUCACCGAUGUGCACUACCUCAGUCCCUCAGGAUGUACCUUUUGGGGUAAGAAGCCAUGGUCGCAAACCCGCAAGGUUCUGUGGCAGGUGGGCAUGUUGCUGGGAGCACCGGUGAUCAUCUCACUAAUAGCGGGCCUCGCCAUCCCUGUCAUCAUUGUGGGCAUACCUAUAUACAUGGGCCGCAAGGUUCAUGGCCGCUGUAUGAAAAACAGUAUCUCAGGGAGUAAACACUACUUGACUGUGGCGAGUGGCGUUAUGAUGUCGGUGUUUGUAUCGCCGGUUAUAGCAGCCAUCACUGUAGGUGUGGGUGUGCCUCUUAUGUUGACAUACGUUUACGGCGUCGUGCCCAUGUCACUGUGCAGAAAUGGUUGGUGUCGACCGCAGAGCGAACCCCCUGAAACGCAUAAGAUUCAGCUGGAGGAUUUAGCAGGAUAUCUCCUGUUCUCUCACGUAGUCAGUGACCACUGGACCGGUCAAAACAGUCGACCGCCCAGUGACAACAGCGUCCAGGAAGUCAGAGUCAGCGUACAGGAAGUGGGCAUUGUCCCGAGUACAAGCGCCUCACCACCAGUGCUACACAGCUACGAAGGAGUGGACGAGACAGCUAAAGGUCAUGGCGUCGCUCAGCAGGACGACCCGUCGGACUGUGAGGUAGUCGUCGCCCCGGAGAGAAAACUCAGCGACGCUCCAUCUUUGAGGGAAGGUACCAACAUUGAAGUAAAAGUGGAAAUUGAGAGCCACCCAAGAGGAGCACGCCAGUCCAGUCUGAGUAGCAUCCUUUCCAGCCGGAGCCUGUCCGUGGAUUCCCUGAGACACUCGCUGUCCCGUUCCCAAGACUACCUGUGUGCCCCUGGGGGAACUCCCGAGGAACACGGAGAGGAGGAGGAGCAUAAGAAGAGAGAAAGAGAGGACGUCUCAGCCUACCCUGUCUUUGACAUAGACGACGUAUGAAGUCCUGUUGUAUUUGAGUCAGCAUUCACGGAUAGCAAUCCCAAUACGUGACGGGAGAUCUCACUGGCUUGGCCUGUCGAGCGCUGGUCACCUGCUGCUUCUCCCACCAGAUGCCUUCUAGCUCCAGCCUCAACCGAAGUCGCAAGUGAAUGAAACGGCGGUCAGGUGUGCAACAUUAGCAUGAGACUUGUUAAGCCGGAAGGACAGAGCGGUGACGGAGAGCAUGUUAGCUAACUAGUGUUUUCUAUGUCCUCACCCUCUGUUUGGACUAUUUACCGAACCUUUCCUCCUUCCUUAUUGGACUGUUCUGACUAGUGACCUCACCUCCACCCUCCUUUAAAAAGACAUCCUUCUGGUCCGCAUGACGCGUCUAAUAGGGACUGAAGAAUCUAACAUGCCAAAAUUCUUGUUAGAAAUUAAAUAUAUU